This is a messenger RNA of Phaethon lepturus (White-tailed tropicbird), 640 nucleotides long. Its product is annotated as protein FAM13C-like. NCBI's taxonomy places the organism in Eukaryota, Metazoa, Chordata, Aves, Phaethontiformes, Phaethontidae. The coding region runs from base 111 to 608 and encodes 165 amino acids. The record is from RefSeq and is a predicted model, not a curated record. The transcript has 5 exons.
AGGAUAUGACAAAAAAGUAAAUGGCUUUGGAAAAAAUCAGUCUUCAGAAAUGUCUACUAUAUUUUGAGUGUAUUCAUGGAUGACCUGUAACUAAGCAAGAGAAGAGUCUCAUGAAACCUCUUUACGACAGAUACAGAAUUCUCAAGAAACUUCUUGCAACCCCAUCUUUGAUCACAACAAUUCAGGAGGAGGAAGACUCAGAUGAAGACCGUUCUCAAAGCAGCCAUGAGUUAUCAUCUGGUCCAAUAUCUUGCCUCCCUGUUGAUGAGCACCUCUGUUACUCUCAGGAGGAGAGUGAGCCUGCCUAUGUUUCACCUCUGGAUGAAAAGAAAGCUUUCAGGCAAACAGCCUUGUCUAUGUCCAAUUUACAUGAGGCAACAAUGCCCGUUCUGCUCGAACAUCUGAGAGAAACAAGAGCAGAUAAGAAAAGGCUUCGCAAAGCUCUGAGAGAGUUUGAGGAACACUUCUAUAAACAGACAGGAAGGAGUCCUCAGAAGGAAGAUCGGGUGCCAAUGGCGGAGGAAUACUCCGAAUACAAGCACGCAAAAGCCAAAAUCAGGCUUUUGGAGGUUCUCAUCAGUAAGCAUGAUAUUUCCAAAACGAUUUGAAGCAAAUGCAAUGCUGUGCUAUUGUUAUCUAG